UUGUGAUUGUGGCUGUUCCUGUCCGUCCCCCUUCCCCGGGAUUAUGACGGCUGCUUCCUGCCGGCGGCUCUGAGAGGCGGCUUCGGUCGUGGUGGAGCCGAGGAAGUAGCCCUCGUCCUUCCUCGCGGCUCUCGGGCAGAGUCGGCCCGGCCAUGGCGGACUUCGAUGAGAUCUACGAAGAAGAAGAGGACGAGGAGCGGGCCUUGGAGGAGCAGCUGCUGAAGCACUCGCCGGACCCGGUGGUGGUGCGCGGCUCGGGCCAUGUCACCGUUUUUGGGCUGAGCAACAAAUUUGAAGCAGAAUUUCCUUCGUCGUUAACAGGAAAAGUUGCACCAGAGGAAUUUAAAGCCAGCAUCAGCAGAGUGAACGGCUGUCUUAAGAAGAAUCUUCCAGUGAAUGUCCGAUGGCUCCUCUGUGGCUGCCUGUGCUGCUGCUGCACUUUAGGUUGUAGUUUGUGGCCGGUGAUUUGCCUCAGUAAAAGAACACGAAGAUCGAUUGAGAAGUUAUUAGAAUGGGAAAACAAUAGGUUAUACCACAAGCUGUGCUUGCAUUGGAGGCUAAGCAAAAGGAAAUGUGAAUCGAAUAACAUGAUGGAAUAUGUCAUCCUUAUAGAAUUUUUACCAAAGACACCAAUUUUCCGACCAGAUUAGCAUUUGCUUUACAUAGAGACUUUCCCAAGUAUGUUGUCCAAUGGUGCCUUGCUUGGUGCUCUGCUGGUGGUGAUACAACGUUGGUUCUACGGAAUCUUGUGGUGUUUUUCAUUCUUUGGUUGUUGUUUUUUUUUAUAACGGCAUGUUCUAAGUGCAUUUUUGUCAAACAUUGCAGAAAUCAUUUCAUGCAAUGUCCUAGAUAUUUAAGUUAUUAUCUGUCCCUCUUCUGUUGUCCAUGUAUCUUGACUUUCAGUCUUUGUAUAUACAUAUAUGUGUGUAUGUGUCUGUGUGUGUGUACACACACACACAUAUAUAGCUAUAAAUACACAACCAAAAAUAGCUAUAAUAAGUGAGAAGGUAUUUUAACCCCAAGAUACACAUCUGUAUGUUGUGAGACUUAGCAAUCACUCUAACCUAUGCACCUACAUCAAGUCUUUGAUAUUUCCAUAUUUUGCCAAUGACAUAUCUUGACAUAUCAGUUUUCCCUCCUCCGUUUUGGAACAUCAAGCAACAACCACCUGUGAGGUGAUCAGUGGCCGCACCGGUUGAUAUCUAAACAUCGGUUCUCCAUUCCAUGAAGAAAAACAUGUCUGCUUCGAAGAUAUUCCUCCCCAGGAAACUUGAAAUUGGAUCUAUAUUGUUCCACUAGAAGGAUGAGUGAUGGAUUUCUGUGCGUCCAACGGUUUAAUACUGCUCAGGAUCAUUUUUUUUUAAAGAAACUAGUGGUAUUUCAUAGCAGGUGGUGCAGAUGUCAUGCUGAGUGAUCAGUCUCUUAAGUUUUGCUAAGAGAUCAGGAGGGAACUGGGCUGGAGCAUGUCUUCCCCUAACCUUUUAAGCACAGGCUUAAAAGAAAUAGACCAAGGCUCUGUCUGCAGUAGCUGGGAGGGAGAACGCGUAUAUAUUGGGACUCAGGUUGCCAACACAAAGUUGGCAGCUGGCCAGAGACUCACUGUUGGGUGGGAGGGAGGGAGGGCUCAUCAGCAAUAUGAUGAUGUCAUCAGCAACACUUUGGAUUUCGGCCAAAAUUUGGUUGCUUUAACCAUUGAGUUUGGCUGAAUGCUGGGGUGUCACUGGUGCCACGCAGAUGUAAUAUCCAGUUGUGCUGGAAGUGACAUCAGUGCGUCAGGAUGCUGAUGGUCACCCCCGCCACCCAGCUGAGCAGCCGUGGGAAAGGACCUGCAGGUACAUGACAACCGUAAUUGUGGCUAAUGCCAUUGUUUUUAUUGUUUACCACAGUUAACAGUACACAAGAAUGCCAGCUUGUUAGAAAUAUAUUUGUUAAAAGAUUUACUUUGGAAUUAGUUUUUUUAAAAAAAAAUGUUUAGUGUUCGACCCCAAUCUGUUGAAAGUCAGAGGCUCUCAAUUCCUAGUGAAAGCAAUGCGGUAAUUUCAGUGGGACUGAAAAGUGUAAUGAACUUUCUGGGUUUUUUUAUUUUUAAACUUUCCCUUGGGUUGGGACCUUUAUAUGUAAAGCAUUGGGAACGUUGUGCCAGAAGUUGUGUCUUGAGUUUUACAUCUGUCUGCCAGAUGUAUAAAUCAAAAAUGGGUUAUUUGGCUAAUUGCUUACAGAAUGUAUUGGGUAAAUAUUACAUCCUGACUUCUUUCUUUAAGUUUACAAGUUAGCUUUUUAUUUUUGCACAAAAUAUUUAAAAAUAUGGGUAUGUGAUAGUAUGCUUUGGUCUGGCCAGUUUUUAGCUUCUGUCCAUCUUUCUUGGCUCUGCGUAUCUUCAUGUAUUAUGUUUAAUGCCUACAUAAAACUGUUAUUUCUCAAAAUGUGUUCCUUUUGAGUUUAACAUACCUGAGCUAUCACAUAAUGUUAAGGGCCUAUUCAUUACGUAGCAGAGCAAUAAUGUGAAUAGUCAACAAACGCAUCCUGCUUAAUAUUUGUAUUAACAAGUUUACCCCUCUGCAAGAAUACCAUUUUUAUUUUUUAUCGUUGAAAUACAAGUUUCACAUUAUUGUCAUUAAUCAAACAUGUUGAUUGCGUAUUUGUUCAGUGUUUGCCAUUUGUUAGCAGAUCUUCAUUAACAGAUUGCAUAUCCUUUGUGGCUGUGGUGGCAAGAAUGUUCUAGAAGCGUAUUUUGAGUCAACUUUUGUCUAGGCUCUCCUUGCAUGUCUCAAAAUACAGUUCUUCCACUACUUUG
Messenger RNA from Heteronotia binoei (common prickly gecko), 2794 nucleotides. It is a transcript of the gene CHIC2, whose product is annotated as cysteine rich hydrophobic domain 2. The coding region runs from base 153 to 650 and encodes 165 amino acids. Lineage: Eukaryota; Metazoa; Chordata; Lepidosauria; Squamata; Gekkonidae. The record is from RefSeq and is a predicted model, not a curated record. The transcript has 7 exons.